Naegleria fowleri is the source of this 732-nucleotide messenger RNA. RefSeq lists its product as uncharacterized. The transcript has a single exon. The coding region runs from base 1 to 732 and encodes 243 amino acids. NCBI's taxonomy places the organism in Eukaryota, Heterolobosea, Eutetramitea, Acrasida, Naegleriidae. The record is from RefSeq and is a predicted model, not a curated record.
AUGAAUUCACGAACAUCUCUACCCAACAAGACCCAAACUUUGGAUCAACCUUCGAUCGAAACAAUCAUCUCGACGAUGAACUCCACUCUCGAAAGACUUGACAAGAAAAUUGAACAAUUAGAUCAUCGAUUAACAUCAAUCGAACAAAGAGUGGACAAAAUCCAAGAUGUUGUCAAUGAGAUUAAAGAGGUCAUGGAAGAAGAUUCUCAAACUGAAAAUCAAUCAUGGUUUUCUUCAUUUGUCUCCAGAUUUUCGUCUCCUCCAAGAUCAAGGAAGCUCACCAAUUCACAAAAAGCUACAUCCAGUUCUUACUCCAGAAAGUUCAAAGUUAAUGUAUUUGUCGGUGACAGAGAUUAUGACAAGACCAUUUCCGAUGUAAUGAAUGUCUUCUCCCAGUACGCCAAGCAACGUUAUUCAGUGACACUUUUAAUGAACAUCAUCACCCAUGUCGAAGAAGCAGACGAUCAAGUGCUCACACUUUUUGUGAAAUAUUGUGGCACUUCAAGAUUUGAAAGCAAGGAGGCGAGAUGGAUUGCUGAAAUGAAAAAAGCUUUGCAUUUCAUUCUGCUUCGUUAUGGUGAAACUAGGAGUGAAGUGUGUCUUUCAGAUAUUUAUUCCAUGUCGAGCGCUUUUGAAUUUCAUGUAAAUAAUCUUGAAGACAAAAAGGUGUUGUUUGACAACCCAAGAAACAAAAGAUCUCUGGAUUUACUUUGUAACAAGUUAUUUGCUUGA